Messenger RNA from Ricinus communis (castor bean), 2291 nucleotides. Its product is annotated as protein NUCLEAR FUSION DEFECTIVE 4. NCBI's taxonomy places the organism in Eukaryota, Viridiplantae, Streptophyta, Magnoliopsida, Malpighiales, Euphorbiaceae. The coding region runs from base 169 to 1959 and encodes 596 amino acids. Gene Ontology annotation, biological process: transmembrane transport. The transcript has a single exon. The record is from RefSeq and is a predicted model, not a curated record. Gene Ontology annotation, cellular component: membrane. Gene Ontology annotation, molecular function: transmembrane transporter activity.
UUCUAACUCCAAGUCAACCAUUGAGUCUAUGUAAGAGUAAAAUACUGGAAUGCUCUCAUUCUACAUUUCAAGCUUAAUUUUGUAUUUAUAGACUACAUCUCUCCAGCAUUUCCUCUAAAAGGCCAAAGAAACCCAAAGAGUGUGUGUCGUUAAAGCAGUGAGAAGAAAAUGGUAGUUGCUGGCCCUGGUGGUGGCGGUGGCGGUGGUUUGGCUGACAUGAAGAACCUAACCAUCCAAGUUAUCACCGGCAGGUGGUUCAUGGUUUUCGCGUCAUUUCUAAUCAUGUCGGCAGCAGGUGCAACUUACAUGUUUAGUCUUUACUCGGGUGACAUCAAAUCAGCCCUUGGUUACGACCAGACCACCCUCAAUCUCCUCAGUUUCUUCAAAGACUUGGGGGCCAACGUCGGAGUCCUCUCCGGCUUAAUCAACGAGGUGACUCCACCGUGGGUGGUUCUUUCGAUGGGAGCAGUCUUGAACUUUUUUGGGUACUUCAUGAUAUGGCUAGCCGUGACUAGAAAAAUCACGGGAGUUCAUGUCUGGCAUAUGUGUUUAUACAUAUGUAUAGGUGCCAAUUCUCAGUCGUUUGCUAAUACUGGGUCUCUUGUCACAUGUGUCAAGAAUUUCCCAGAAAGCCGUGGUGCUGUUCUUGGUAUCUUGAAGGGUUAUGUUGGUCUGAGUGGUGCUAUUAUUACUCAAUUGUACCAUGCCUUUUAUGGUGAUGAUUCAAAGGCUUUGAUUUUGCUCAUCGGGUGGCUUCCUGCUGCUAUUUCUUUUGCCUUCCUGCGUACCAUUCGUAUCAUGAAGGUAAUUCGCCAACCAAAUGAGCUUAAAGUCUUCUACAAUUUUCUCUACAUUUCUCUUGGUUUGGCUGGAUUUCUGAUGAUAAUCAUCAUAGUAGAGAAACAGCUCCAGUUCAACCGAGCCGAGUACGGUGCUAGUGCUGCCAUGGUCAUUUUCUUGCUCUUUCUUCCUCUUGCUAUUGUUUGUAUAGAAGAGUAUAAGAUCUGGAAGAGCAAGAAGGUAGCCUUGAAUGACCCUUCACCUUUGAAUAUCAUAACCGAGAAGCCAAGACAACAAGAAAUCACUGUCCCAUCAUCAUCUAGUAUAGAGGAUAACAGCAGCAGCAGCAAUGUUUCUUGCUGGAAAACUUGUUUUAGGCCACCAGAUAGAGGAGAGGACUAUACUAUUCUUCAAGCACUUUUCAGUGUUGAUAUGUUGAUCCUCUUCUUAGCUACAAUUUGUGGAGUUGGAGGAACACUCACAGCUAUUGACAACUUAGGCCAGAUAGGGACUUCUUUAGGGUACCCUAAAAGAAGUAUUAGCACCUUUGUGUCAUUGGUAAGUAUAUGGAAUUAUCUCGGUAGAGUUGUAGCAGGUUUUGCGUCUGAACAUUUCUUAACCAAGUAUAAGUUUCCUCGCCCUUUAAUGCUCACCCUAAUCCUUCUAUUUUCAUGUGUCGGUCACCUCCUAAUUGCCUUUAAUGUCCCUAGUGGACUUUACGUAGCAUCAAUAGUUAUUGGGUUUUGUUUUGGUGCUCAAUGGCCAUUGCUUUUUGCUAUAAUCUCAGAGAUUUUCGGCCUAAAGUACUAUUCUACUUUGUACAAUUUUGGGUCAGUAGCCAGCCCAAUUGGGUCCUACUUGCUUAAUGUAAGGGUUGCAGGGCACUUGUAUGAUAAGGAGGCGAUGAAGCAAUUGACAGCUCAAGGACGAGUGAGACUGCCUGGUCAAGACUUAAAUUGCAUUGGGACUGAAUGCUUUAAGCUGUCUUUCAUUAUUAUUACUGCUGUAACAUUUUUUGGUACUUUUGUAUCAUUCAUUUUGGUGGCUAGAACUAGAGAGUUUUACAGGAGUGACAUUUAUAAGAAGUUCCGGGAGGCAGCACAAGCCGCCGAGACUGAAAUGGCGGUCGCCGGACAGGGCCAGGGCAUCAAACAGACAGAAGCCAAGGCCGCUGGCUAGAGAUGUAAUAAUGAAUGAUUGAUAUUACAGGAAAAAAAAAAGAGCAAAGAAACAAAAACAAAAUAGAAAAAGUUAUAGAUAGAUACUUAUGUGGUAAUGUUAAUUACAAAGUAGUCCCAUUUGAAUUCUGAUGUAUACUUGUAGACCUUGGGAUUAAUUUUCUAAUUUUAUGCUUUUAUUUAUAGUUUCUUUCACUAUCAAUGAUCUAUGCCAAGAAAACAAGGUUCUGUUUUUGUUGUAUAAAAGAAUUCAGGACUUUCUUGUAAAAUUGGAAAAACAAAACAGGGUGGCCGUUUGGCUAGUUUGUCAUCACUAUAAAGAAGUAUUUGUCA